Messenger RNA from Fragaria vesca subsp. vesca, 1556 nucleotides. RefSeq names its product bidirectional sugar transporter SWEET7-like. Gene Ontology annotation, biological process: carbohydrate transport. Bases 386 to 1147 code for a protein of 253 amino acids. The record is from RefSeq and is a predicted model, not a curated record. Gene Ontology annotation, molecular function: sugar transmembrane transporter activity. The transcript is spliced from 5 exons. NCBI's taxonomy places the organism in Eukaryota, Viridiplantae, Streptophyta, Magnoliopsida, Rosales, Rosaceae. Gene Ontology annotation, cellular component: membrane.
CCUCUCUCUCUCUCUCACACACACACGCAUACACACACAUAUCCGAAUUGAUAUUCGAUAUUGUCCAUUGCGUUUUGGAGCUAUAGCCCUAUAUAUAUAAGUUCCAGGUCCAAUACAUGCCAUGCAAAUGACCUAACACCAACAACAACGAAAGGUUUGCAAUGAGUCCAAACUAGUACGUUUUCAAAUCACAGAGACACACAACACACACCGAACGUACAUCAAGUCCUAUCCGGCCAAGCGUCAUUAUUUUCCUUCCUCUCUCUCUUUUGACACCCAACCAAUCUGUCUCUUGUUUCCCUUGUUCAUUUUUCUUCAACCUCUUGAUCUGUUGCUUCUUCUUCCAUCUUCGUCUUUUUCUUUAGCGGUCGAUCAUCACAGCACCAUGGUUUCUGCAGAUGCUGCUCGGACUGUGGUCGGUAUCAUAGGGAACCUCAUCUCAUUAUUUUUGUUCUUGUCGCCGGUUCCAACGUUUGUUAAAAUAUGGAAGAAAGGGUCAGUGGAGCAAUACUCUCCAGUCCCCUACCUUGCAACCCUAAUCAACUGCAUGGCGUGGACCUUAUACGGGUUACCCAUCGUGCACCCGAAUAGCACUCUGGUCUGGACCAUAAACGGGUCGGGUACGAUCAUCGAAGUCGUCUACAUCAUCCUCUUCUUCAUUUAUUCCGACAAGAAAAAGAGGCUCAUGGUGGUUCUGGUUGUGGCCUUGGAGAUCAUUUUCAUUGGUGUUCUUACCCUUCUGGUUCUCACUUUGGCUCACACUCAUACCAAGAGGUCCUUGAUUGUGGGCAUCGUAUCCAUUGCCUUCAACAUCAUGAUGUAUGCUUCACCAUUGACUGUCAUGAAAUUAGUGAUCACAACAAAAAGUGUGGAGUACAUGCCAUUUUUUCUCUCGUUUGCUUCCUUUGCCAAUGGCGUUGCCUGGACUGCAUACGCUCUCAUCCGUUUUGACCCCUUCAUCACGAUUCCUAAUGGCUUGGGCACAGUUUUUAGUUUAGCUCAGCUGAUUCUGUAUGCUACAUACUACAAGUCAACUCAGCGGCAGAUAGCAGAAAGGAAAGGCAGGGAGGUGAACUUGUCAGAGGUAACCAUAGACGACGACCCCAAAAAGACUGCCAGCCGUGCUACUCAUAAUGGCCACGCAUAACUUGAUCACCAACUCCGGCAUCGAUCUCCGGCGUCCAGAGCAGUGGACAUCUAUGACCAAAAAAGAAGUUUUAAUUAAGAGUCCCUUUUUUUUUUCCCUUGCAUGCAUCGGAGGACGAUGAAGUGAUGUUAAUCGAAUCUGGUAUUUGUAUUUUGGGUCAUAUCUUAGCAUAAGCGAUACACGUCUAUACUUAGACGUGUGUUGUUAUCUCAAUGAGAGAUGUGAAUUAGUAGUGAAAUAGAAAUGAUACAAACAAGUUCUUAUGUUCACCCUAGUGAUAAUUAUGUUUUCCCACAAAUAGGUGACGUUGUACUUAUGAUCAAGGCAUAAGCCUUUUCAAAUUUGCAGCUGUAUGAAUAUGCAUUUGUGACCAAAUAACCAUCUACUACUGCUCAAAUUUCUUCUUUUC